AUGUUGAUGACUACUGUCGGUAAGGGAGGCACUGCACCCAAUUAUCUUACGGAGAAUCAUGCAGUGGGUCGUAGAAUCAUCGAUCUUCCACCUGAAUUGGCAUUGAAAAUAUGCAAAUACCUCGAUGCUGCGGAUUUGGUAAGGGUCUGCAACUCUAUCCCACAUUGGAAAUGGAUGCUUUCGACACCUCGAUGCUUUACUCUCAUGCUCGAUUACAUAAAUCAAUGGACUUGGUUAAACGAAGGUCUCUGCCAGCUCCUCUUCUCUCGGUCUCCACAAAUCUCCUUUCAAGAGGCGUAUGAAGCCAUUCGAUAUCAGACUGAAGAGAGUGACUCUUUUCGGCGUUUCCUAUCUACCCUAUCUCAUGGCUCAGUCCACAGAACUAUACGCAUUCGUCGUUUACCAUUUCUUGACAUCGACAAGCUGUCGUACUGCGAGUGUAUGCUGCAGCUGGAAUUACCAAAUCCUGAUAUUGCCUCGUACAUUCCAACAAACAAGUAUAAUUUAACUGUGCUUUGCAAUACGACAACCAACUUCACCGUUACGAAAGGAUCAAUUGAAGUUAGUGGAGGUUGUGUCACUAGAACGAAUGGGUGCACUGGAGAGGAGGAUGAACCGGACAGUUGGGAUUGUGUUAUUUAUCUGGUACACCCUCUACGAUUCCUCGUGAAUGAUCUGAUAGCCACCAUAGAUGCUCUAUCACCUCAUCAAACGUUGAUAGUUGCAGUCAUCGUAAACACAGGUAACGAAAAGACAAGUGAGAUGGACUGUCUUACAAAAUUCAUUCACAGUCUUGGAGGUUACCACAACUCUCCUUUGUGUACUGUGCCAACGAAGUGGAGACUCUGGUGUAUCAAGCGUCAGAACAAUGACUUUAUCAACUGGUCCGAUCUGUUGGAGUGGAGCUGCUACGAUGUGAUGUCAAAACAGAAAUGA
This is a messenger RNA of Hydatigera taeniaeformis, 936 nucleotides long. The record is from the annotation of a GenBank genome assembly. Lineage: Eukaryota; Metazoa; Platyhelminthes; Cestoda; Cyclophyllidea; Taeniidae.